Molecule: messenger RNA, 999 nt
Organism: Aspergillus homomorphus CBS 101889
Lineage: Eukaryota; Fungi; Ascomycota; Eurotiomycetes; Eurotiales; Aspergillaceae
Product: Efg1 domain-containing protein
Exons: 2
Coding region: 1-999 (332 amino acids)
Biological process (GO): maturation of SSU-rRNA from tricistronic rRNA transcript (SSU-rRNA, 5.8S rRNA, LSU-rRNA)
Cellular component (GO): nucleolus; preribosome, small subunit precursor
Source: RefSeq, a predicted model, not a curated record
AUGCCCCGCGAAUACCAACCAAACCCGCGACCCAGCAAACGCAAACACGAAGACGACAACCUCGACGAAGCCAGCACCACCCACAGCCAUUCACACCACAACCGCCGCCCCCACAAGAAGAUCCUCCUAAAAGAUAACCCAGACUUCACCUCCGUCAACCACCUCAAAAAACGCAUCCGCGACGCCAAGCGCCUCCUCGCGAAACCCGACCUGCCGGCCGAUGUGCGCGUCACCCAGGAGCGCGCCCUGAUGGGCUACGAGCGCGACCUAGAAGAGGAGGUGAAGAGCCGCGAGCGGUCCAAGAUGAUUAAAAAGUAUCACUUUAUUCGGUUUUUGGAACGCAAAACCGCCCAGAAAGAGAUCUCCCGCCUCACGCGCUUGGAAAAGGAGCUCUCCGAGAAUAAUAGCACCAACGCUGAAAUGGACGCCGCGACGAAGGCUAAGAAGCUCGCGUCUAUCGCUAAGAAGCUGCAUGUUGCGCGCGUGAACCUCAAUUACACCAUCUACUACCCUCUUGACCAGAAGUACAGUGCGCUGUAUGCGGAUCAGAAGAAGAGUAAGAAGGCAGCCGCAGACGGAAAAGAGGAUGUGUCGCCUAGUGCUAAAGAUGUAACGCCGGAAGAGAAGGAGGAGGAUGCGGCGGCGGCAGCAGCAGCAGCAGCAGAAAAAUCCGCGAUGUGGCAGACGGUCGAGCAGUGCAUGAAGGACGAUACCCUCGACCUCCUUCGAGACGGCAAGCUGAAUAAGAAGGCCAAGGCCGAGGCGACGGACGAGUCGGUCAAGACGUCCGGGGAUAAGAGCAAGAAGGCGCGAGAUCGUGCUGAUGGGUCUCAACCCGACAAGAAGAAGAAGCAGAGGAGCGAGGAUCAUAAGUCGAGUGGUAGGGCUAAGACCGAUGAUCGGAAGAAGAGGCCGAGCGCGAAGCAAGAGGACUACGAAAUGCGGGAUGCCGGCAAUGACGAUGGGGAGGAUAGCGAUGGUGGAUUCUUUGAGAUGUGA